CAACAUCAACGACAUCAACAACAAUGACAGCAUAUACUACAACAGAAAUAUCAACAACAACAUUUAAAACAUUUCUAUCAAAAACGAAGCCUUUAAAAACAACUAACUUCACAUCAAAGCCUCGUUUGAGCUUUGAUACUCCUUUAGAGAUCACUGGACAGGAUCCGACUGGGAUUCCCCUAGACGGGUUGACGUCAUCGCUCUUUGGACAGUUCUUCCUGACAAAAGUGGACUUGGAAAAGGAAUUGGACCUACAGAAGGACGUGGAGUAUAUACCAAAUAAAGUCAGCAAUUUCUUCAACCUGGAAGAUCCCUACCAGUCAUACCAACCAGAAGUCAGUGUGUCUGUCUAUACUAUCGGGGAAUCCGACGUCACCACGGCCAAUCCAACUAAUAACGGUGAGAUGUUGGCAUCUUCAACGAUACCACCACCUAUCAAAUCAACAACGAGUUUCGCUUUUACAAAUCUGCAAAAAACAACUACUCCUGAACCUAUCAGACCCACAAGUAAACCGACAACAACAACCAGCCAACUGACAACAAGCCAACUUACAACAACCCAUAAAUUGACAACAACCCGUAAACCGACAACAACCCAUAAACCCGUCACAACAAGUCAACUAACGACAACAACAAUUCAUAAAAUCACAACAACGCUUAAACCAACGACAACCCAGAAACCAACAACUACCUUGGAGCUGUCAACAACCAGGAAACCAGCAAUAUCACUAAAGUUUGCAACAACAACAGCCAGUAAACUUACAACAACACGUGAACCGACAACUACCAGUAAGCCCGUCACAAGGUUACCUAGAGUAUACAGGUUACCUACAGUUUACCAACCACCAAUUCCUCCACCUAUACCUCCUCUGAUCAGAAAUUCAAAUUUUUUCUCUAAAUUCAGUAAAAUUAUUGGGACUAGAAAACGUCCAAUGCAAACAGCUACAGCUCCAAGUCCUUACAAAAGUCUGCAGACCUCCAGUGGGAAAAUUAAUAACGCCGUACCAAGUACUAAAAGGACCAAUAAAAGUAAAAAUACUAAAUUUAUCGUAUCAAAAAAUAAUACAAGAGUGAAAACUAAGGUUACACCAACAUCUACCACAGCAAAAUCAACGACAAUAAAAGCGACGACACAGCCGACGACAAUGGAAUCAUCAACAACAAUGGCGACAACAACUUCCAUAAAACCAACAAAAUCAUCGACAACAACAACUUAUGUAAAACCAUCAACGACAACGGCCUCAACUACCUCAAGAUCAACGACAUCAAGGGUGACAACAACUACCACUCAACUAUCACCAACAAAGGCAACAUCUACCACCAUAGUCAGUAUAACAACAAAACCAACGACAUCGUCGACCUCAAGACAAGAUCACGGUGUUGAUGAUGGUGUUGAUGAAGAGACAGUUCUGUCCCCUGUGUCUAUACCUAAAGUUGUUCCUUACUUGAUUUUCUUUCCAGAUGAAAAAACCAACAGCCAAGGAGGAUAUUCAAAGCAACAGCCUUCUCAUUUAGAUAUCAAGAAACCUAAAAUUGUGUUUGAACCUAAGAAAACUCUGUUGACUCCAAAAUUAAAACCUCGUGUAGACGCAGGCCAAAUGGUAGACCAAUCUAAGUUUUUUGGCAACUCAUCUUCAAAUAUCAAUAGUAACUCGUCUUCAAAUAUCCACCAAAUUAUCAGCGUGAUGGUUAAAGAUAUCAUCUCAACAAAAAUCAAAAUCAAUGACCGGGAGCCGACAUCUAUCCCCAUCGUAACGGCCGGGAACAGAAUCAAAAACAUUACUGAAAUCUACGGAAAAUCCUCAUCAAAUUUUAAGGUCUCACAAUUCAACUCCACUGUGAUUCCAAAGGACAAUGGGAAAAUCUACAUGGAGGAGAAACUUCCAACAUUUGAACCCUACACCCCGACCAAUGACACGAAUUCCACAAACAACAAGAUGUUUCGUGACGUCAAGAAUGUGGUUCAUCAUAACUUUGUAUUAGACAGUUUAAUCGAAAACAUGGCGAAUUUCUUAAAGAACGACGAGUCUAAAAUUCAGUUUCAUUUGAAUGAAGAUCAUCAUGACAAGAAAGCAAAUAAUGUGUUAAAUAUGAAAGAACAGAUCAAGGAACGGAUUGACAGUAGUAUUAUGUCUAAUGGAGAUAAAUUAGAUUUACCUGGUGCCGUAUCUGAUUUGAACAUCACAGAAAGUAUAGCUCCACAGCGUACUCAAAGUGAAUCCCAGGCAAGACUCGACCUUCAGAAUACAGUAUUGGGUAGUAACGAAAGGUUUAAAACUUUUGAGAGGAAAAACAAGAAUCUAAACCAAGGAAAGUUAAUUCGCUGGUUUAACAUUAACAGCAAGGUUUACCGAACAACGCCAGCUUCAGACACUGUCACAGAAGUGACGUCAAGAAUACAAGGAACCACUCCGACGUCAUUUCCUGUUUUACAAACCAUCCCUCCCUUCCCAACUCAUGCCAUACCGUUGCGUCCAACUAGUCAAUCUACGUCUCUUAAAUCGACAUUAAUAUCUCUGCUACCUCCGCCAAUUCCGUCAAAAAACCUGUUCUAUCAUCGUCCAGGUCAGAAUCCGGCAGACUUACCACAUCCUACAGUCAAGGUUCAAGGUACAUCAACUCAACAUGUAAUAUCGACAACUAAGUCAAAAACUAUCCUCGCAGACAAACGCAACCCGGAAUGGCCGGAUACUCCAUCCAGCUUUCCUUUGAGUGAACACUAUUUUUCAUUACAAGCUCUGAAACCGACCGAUGGACAUACAACAAGUGCUUCAGAGAGACUGACGACGACAACGCCGACAACAAAACAAACGACAACAAAACAAACGACAAAAAAACAAACGACAACACCACAGCUGUCGACAGUCACUCCCAUAUUCAACAUGCCGGGUCUGUCACUUGGUGUGACUACUCCAAUCAACAAAAUUAGUCAGCUUUUCUUUCCCCCAGACUUUACGCAGAAAAAAUCCCUAACCGAAAUCAUUAACUCGGAUCCGAGAAUCGUGGAAGGGGUCUACACCAAAGAUGUGUACCCUCCAUCACGGGAGCAGAUCAACGCUUCUGACGUCAUACUGUCAACCCCGUACCAAUUGAAAGACCCUGUCUCCAGAGUGCCUCUGUUUCUGAAAAGCACGCCGAGUAGUAUACUCACAACAUCCUCUCAGCGCCCUCUGUCAGAAAAGGUACAUAAAACACGCUCUUCUUCCCCAAGCUUACCAACAAUACACCGCGUGAUUAAGUUAAUGCCCAGCCGGAAAAGGAAUCCGACAUUACAGCCAAAUAAAGGUUCGGAAUCCGCUAUACUUGAAAAAACUUCAGAGAAUCCCAAACCCGACCUUACACUCGGAAGUGAAAGAUCGAGUUCGGGAAUCGGUAACUCUAAAAUCCAACUCUCUCCUGCGUUUACUUUUUCUAAUGGAUCAGCCUUAACCACAAACGUACAUAGAAAUACAAAGGAAGUCAGGACUUUCCGAAAUGUUGGCAAAGACAUCUUAAAGGAAAUCUUCAAAUCACCUAAAGUAAAAAAGCACGAGAUUCUCUCUGGUAAAGUGAAAUUACCAAGGGGUAAAAACGCUGUGAUUUUAGACAUCGGACUUUUGAAUAAACUAAUGGACACCUUCAAACAAUGGCUAACAAGUAUGAGAUUACUGGUGGUCGAGAAAUAGCGUAGUAAAUGCUGUAAUUCAUUCUCAGUGACGUAUGGUUGUUGUCAGUGAAUUUUGUUUCUCAGGACUUUUUGUGGUGGGCAACAAAUACUAGUAACCCUCAGAUCUUCCGAAGAUUUGAAGAUAUGAUCUCUUUAGCUAUUAAUUACUAUUCAAUAAAGAAAAGGUCUAUAGAAUUUACCUUUUAAAUUUGGGCACUUUUUCAUAUUCUUGUAUAUAGCUAUACUUUUAAAAGAGAUCAUUAAGUAUACAACUGGUAACUACAACGACCAUCGAGUCCUAUUAAAAGUUGUUUCAAAGCAAUGAUGGAUCACCAAGAAACGCCCUAUUGCCAUUGAGCCGUGUUACACGAAUUUAUCAAUUCCAAGGAAAAUGCCAAUAUUAAAAUAUAUCACCUACUGAAUGGAGAUCACAUCUAGCAAAGGAUGGUUAGUGUAACGUGGAGACAUUACGUGUAAAAUAUUGAACUUGCAACUGUGGUGCUCUUGUCUCGUUGUUCAUAUCUUAUUCUACAAUGAAUGGUGAUCACUUCAGGCAUUGCAGAUGAUUUUUUAUAUAGAAUAGAGAUAUUAUGUUUAGCAUCUUGAUGACACUUAUAUAUAUAUAUAUACUUCAUUAUUUUAUUUAAUUCUACGUGAAUCGAUACUAAACAGAAAGUAAAAAAUUGUAUAGUUCCAUUGCACUUGAAGAAAACUCAAAAUAUACGUUCCGGUUGAAAAAUGAGAAGGAGGUUAUGUUUCAAUAUUAAUUCAAAAUGGCGACAAAUACGUUGUAUCCUAUUAAAAUGUUACCUCAAUAUUAGUUUGAUUUAGGGUUCUCCGAUCCUCGACUACCCUUGAUGUCCCGGAAUUGUUUUAAUUCGUACGAUAAGUUUAUCUGCCUUUUAUAUAGACAAAUUUAAUUAGCCUCCUGGUGUUAAUAUUAUUCUCAGUUAUUCAACGUAUUGCUUGGCUUAGUAUAUAUACACCAACAUCUAUAAUAUACUUCAUAUAGGUAAAGGGGAUCAAACUACUGGUGCCUUUCUGAUUGAUUUGAUCUGAACUUGUAUAUUUAUUGCAUUAUAUCCGUCGUUGUUAAAAUUGCGACAGCUUUGUCAAAUGCUAUGGAUACCACCAUAUACCAUCACAUUGCAUUCCAUUUGUAAGGCUUAAGGGAGAAAUAAAAUUUUAUGAUGAAACAAAAAAACCUUUGAGGUUAACGAUCGGAUAACCUUAACAUUGAUAUUUUCAGACUAUCUGUUGAGAACUUACAAAAGGACCGAUAUAUACCAAACAAAGUAAACCAUCCAUUAGUUUAUGAAGUUUCAUUGCACUGGAAUGUCUAGAAAACUCACAAUAUACGUUCUGACUGAAAAAUGACCAAGAGGUUUUGUUUAAAAAUCAUAAAAUAUGGGGACCACCACGUUACAUCCGUUCAAAAUGUUUUACCAGUAUCGAUAUUUAGUUGAUUUGACAUUGAUUUUUAUAGACAAUUUGUUGUUUGGGAUAAUCAUUUACAUUGAUUGCCAAAAUUAACUGCAAAUACUACCCUAUUUAUGUAUUUAUACUUACUGUUGAUUUGAAAAUAAAUUGG
Messenger RNA from Magallana angulata, 5237 nucleotides. Its product is annotated as mucin-4-like. The coding region runs from base 24 to 3665 and encodes 1213 amino acids. The record is from RefSeq and is a predicted model, not a curated record. The transcript has a single exon. NCBI's taxonomy places the organism in Eukaryota, Metazoa, Mollusca, Bivalvia, Ostreida, Ostreidae.